Messenger RNA from Xenopus laevis (African clawed frog), 5315 nucleotides. RefSeq names its product glutamyl-prolyl-tRNA synthetase 1 S homeolog (gene eprs1.S). Lineage: Eukaryota; Metazoa; Chordata; Amphibia; Anura; Pipidae. The record is from RefSeq and is a predicted model, not a curated record. Gene Ontology annotation, cellular component: nucleolus; aminoacyl-tRNA synthetase multienzyme complex; cytoplasm. The transcript is spliced from 34 exons. Gene Ontology annotation, biological process: tRNA aminoacylation for protein translation; glutamyl-tRNA aminoacylation; prolyl-tRNA aminoacylation. Bases 1 to 5133 code for a protein of 1710 amino acids. Gene Ontology annotation, molecular function: ATP binding; glutamate-tRNA ligase activity; nucleotide binding.
AUGCCAGUAAUCAAAAUGUCGCCUCGGCUUUCCAGCCCGGAAGUGAUGCCACUACUAAGGCCGCGCUGUAGCAUGUGUAAACAGGAAGCGGGCUGUGCUCUGUCUCAUUCAGCCAGGAGCUUCGUGGCAGCCACUGGGAUCUGCAGUAGCAUCACUAGCGGAGACACUAUGGCGCUUACACUGACCGUGUCGAGCUCCAGUCCCCCUCUGGCUGUUUUGUGGACCGUGGAACAUCUAAAGGGCCAAAUACAGAUCAACGUGCAGGAAGGGAAGGACACCCACCUUCGGGUAACAGAUACUAUCUCCUUCACUGAUGUGCACUCCAUCGUACGCUACCUGGCCAGACUUGCCACAGACAAAGGACUGAGUGGAUCACAUCUCACAGAACAGACAGAGGUGAGCCAUUGGAUGGAGUUUAGUCAGACCAGACUGAUGCAGAAGCCUGACUUUUCUACAGGCCUACAGGAGCUCAAUAACUGCCUGUCUCUGCGCACAUACUUGGUGGGGAACACCCUGACUCUGGCUGAUAUCUGUGUCUUCUCUGCCUUGGAAGCAAGCAAUGAAUGGCAGACACUGGUGCAGAAGGGUCAGACCCCAGUAAAUGUCAGAAGAUGGUACACCUUUCUAGAACCCCAGCUUGGUUUUUGGAACAAAAGCAACAACAGAGUGCCCAGCGAGAAAAAACAAGAUGUUGGAAAAUUUGUAGAGCUUCCAGGUGCAGAGAUGGGCAAAGUAGUGGUGAGAUUCCCUCCGGAGGCCAGUGGCUACUUGCAUAUUGGGCAUGCCAAAGCUGCACUGCUCAACCAGCACUACCAGGUCACCUUCAAAGGAAAACUUAUUAUGAGGUUUGAUGACACAAACCCUGAAAAGGAAAAGGAAGACUUUGAGAAGGUUAUACUGGAAGAUGUCUCCAUGCUGCAGAUCAAGCCAGAUCAGUUUACAUACACCUCUGAUCACUUUGACACCAUCAUGAAAUACGCAGAGAAGCUGAUCCAGGAGGGGAAGGCCUAUGUGGAUGACACCCCAGCAGAGCAGAUGAAAGCUGAACGAGAGCAGAGAAUAGAGUGCAAGCACAGAAGUAACACCGUGGCAAAGAACAUCGAAAUGUGGGAAGAAAUGAAGAAAGGCACCGAAUUUGGUCAGACCUGCUGUCUCCGAGCUAAAAUUGACAUGAAUUCCAACAAUGGCUGCAUGAGGGACCCCACGUUGUUCCGCUGCAAGAAUCAACCCCACCCUCGGACAGGAAGCAAAUACAGUAUCUAUCCCACGUAUGACUUUGCCUGCCCCAUUGUGGACAGUGUAGAGGGAGUCACUCAUGCGUUGCGCACAACAGAGUAUCACGACCGGGACGAGCAGUUCUACUGGAUUAUUGAUGCACUGGGCAUCCGGAAGCCUUACAUCUGGGAAUACAGUCGCCUGAACCUCAACAAUACCGUCCUCUCUAAGAGAAGGCUGACCUGGUUUGUCAAUGAAGGCCUAGUGAAUGGCUGGGAUGAUCCAAGGUUCCCUACAGUGCGCGGAGUUCUCCGAAGAGGAAUGACAGUGGAGGGGCUGAAACAAUUCAUUGCAGCACAGGGCUCUUCACGAUCGGUGGUGAACAUGGAGUGGGACAAGAUUUGGGCCUUUAACAAAAAGGUGAUCGAUCCUGUAGCCCCCCGGUACACCGCCUUGCUGAGGAACCAGGUUGUCCCAGUGAAUAUUCCUGACGCGCAAGAAGGGAUGUUGGAAGUGGCCAAGCACCCAAAGAACACCGAGGUGGGCCUGAAGCCUGUGUGGUACGGCCCCAAGGUCCUCAUAGAAGGUGCAGAUGCAGAGACCUUGUCUGAGGGAGAGACAGUCACUUUCAUAAACUGGGGAAAUCUCAUCAUUACAAAGAUUCAUCGGGACCAGAGUGGGAAAAUUCAGUCCCUUGAUGCCAAGCUGAAUCUGGAGAACAAAGAUUACAAGAAAACCACUAAGAUCACCUGGCUUGCCGAAACACCCAAGGCCCCUUUUAUACCAACGACCUGCGUUAAUUACGAUCAUCUUAUUACCAAGCCGGUUUUGGGCAAGGAGGAAGACUUCAAGCAGUACGUUAACAGAAGCAGCAAGCAAGAAGAAGUGAUGUGGGGUGACCCCUGCCUGAAAGAUCUGAAAAAGGGAGAAAUCAUCCAGUUUCAGAGGAGAGGUUUCUAUAUCUGUGAUGAGCCGUAUGAGCCAAUCAGCCCUCACAGCUGUAAGGAGGCCCCAUGUGUUCUGAUUUACAUCCCAGAUGGGCACACCAAGGAGAUGCCAACAUCAGGCUCAAAGGAGAAGUCCAAGUCUGAGGCUACCAAGAAAGAGGCCCAACCCAAAUCGAAGGGUAAAGCUCAAGUAAGUGCAGCUCCUCUUGCAUCUCCAGAAGAGGAUCCAGUUGCUCUUUACAACAAGGUUUAUGCACAGGGAGAUCUAGUAAGGGAUCUGAAAGCAAAGAAAGCUGCAAAGGCGGAAGUUGACGAAGCUGUAAAGCUCCUCUUGUCUCUAAAAGCUCAAUACAAAGAAGUCACAGGGCAGGAAUAUAAACCGGGCAGUGCCACAGCGCAGAAACCAGCUUCCAGCCCAGCAGCCACAAGCAGCAAUACAGCCUUGUACGAUAAAGUGUCUGAACAAGGGGAGACAGUCCGAAAACUAAAGGCAGAGAAGGCACCAAAGGAUCAGGUAGAUGGAGCUGUGAAAACCCUUUUAGCUUUGAAAGCAGAAUAUAAACAAGUAACAGGUCAGGAGUACAAGCCUGGGAGCCUUUCAGUAGUCACAAACGGUUCCUCUCCACCUCCCACUAGUCAGCAGUUCUCCCACGCCUCAGAUUUGGGAUUGUACAACAGAGUGGCCGCGCAAGGAGAGGUGGUCCGACAACUUAAAACCAAGAAAGCCCCAAAGGAUGAGGUAGAAGCAGCUGUGAAACUUCUUUUGAAUCUUAAAGCUGAGUACAAGAAAUCGACUGGGCAGGAUUAUAAGCCUCAGGCACCACCUUUAUCUCAGCCACCAAGGGAACCCUCAAACAUUAUGUCUGGUCCAGUCCCAGGGGUCCUCAGUUCUACGGACUGUGCAAGUCUGUAUGAGAAAGUAGCUCAGCAGGGCGAUCUUGUCCGCAAGCUGAAAUCUGAGAAAGCUUCAAAGGAUAAAGUGGACGAGGCUGUGAAAACACUGCUGGCUUUGAAGGCUGAAUAUAAGGAGAAGACUGGGCAGGAAUAUAAACCAGGACAGGCCCCGGCUGCUGCUGCUGCUGCCACAAAAAAGGAUCUGGACAAACCUGCAAGUUCUCGGGCAAAUGGCUCACACAAUGCAGAGGCAGAAGAGCUGUAUAACAAAGUGGCCAGACAGGGGGAGGAAGUCCGCAAAGUGAAGUCUGAAAAAGCUGCAAAGGAGAAAGUUGAUGCUGCUGUAAAGAAGCUUCUGGAUUUAAAGGCCCAGUACAAAGCCUUAACAGGCACAGAAUACAAACCAGUGGCUGCCGCAAGCUCCGAUAACAAGAAGCACAAGGAGAAGGAGAACAAGUCUGAGAAGCAAAGCAAACCGUCAAAGGCUGGAGAAGGGUCCCAGAAGAAGGAUACCCCCAAAGAUCAAGGGGACAAUUCUGGGGCUGGAGAAGGUCAAGGUCCCAAAAAACAGACCAGGUUGGGAUUGGAGGCUAAAAAGGAAGAGAAUCUACCAGACUGGUAUUCCCAGGUGAUCACCAAAUCAGAGAUGAUUGAAUAUUAUGAUGUCAGUGGCUGUUACGUGCUGCGUCCCUGGGCCUUUGCCAUUUGGGAGGCCAUUAAAGAGUUCUUUGAUAAGGAGAUAAAGAAGCUCGGUGUGGAAAACUGUUACUUCCCCAUGUUCGUGUCUCAGGCUGCGCUGGAGAAGGAAAAGACCCACAUUGCAGAUUUCGCUCCGGAGGUUGCCUGGGUUACAAGGUCAGGAAAGACGGAGCUAGCAGAACCAAUUGCUGUACGACCCACGAGUGAAACUGUGAUGUAUCCUGCUUAUGCCAAAUGGGUGCAGUCCCACCGAGAUCUCCCCAUUAAACUUAAUCAGUGGUGUAACGUAGUGAGGUGGGAGUUUAAACACCCUCAGCCUUUCCUCCGGACGCGCGAGUUCCUUUGGCAAGAAGGACAUACGGCGUUCGCUACAUAUGAGGAAGCUGCAGAAGAGGUCCUGCAGAUACUGGAUCUUUAUGCCCGUGUGUAUGAGGAGCUCUUGGCUAUUCCUGUUGUAAAAGGAAGAAAGACUGAGAAAGAAAAGUUUGCGGGAGGGGACUACACAACCACAGUGGAAGCAUUUAUAUCAGCCAGCAGUCGUGCCAUACAGGGUGCAACAUCACAUCAUCUUGGUCAGAACUUUUCCAAAAUGUUUGAAAUUGUAUUUGAAGACCCUAAAACACCUGGGUUAAAACAGUAUGCAUACCAGAACUCAUGGGGGCUUUCAACUCGCACAAUAGGAGCAAUGGUCAUGGUUCAUGCAGACAACACCGGGAUGGUGCUCCCACCCAGAGUAGCCUGUGUCCAGAUAAUAAUAAUUCCCUGCGGCAUCACAAACACCCUCGCUGAGGAAGACAAAGAUGCCCUCCUAAAGAAAUGUGACCAGUAUCUAAAGCGCCUUCUAAACGUCGACGUACGGGCACGCGCAGAUCUGAGGGACAACUACUCUCCGGGAUGGAAAUUCAAUCACUGGGAACUCAAGGGUGUUCCAAUCAGGCUUGAGGUCGGCCCACGAGACAUGAAAAAUAAGCAGUUUGUCGCAGUCAGGCGAGACAAUGGGGAGAAACUAACCAUCCCAGAGGGUCAGGCCGAGACACGGUUAAAGGAAAUCUUGGAGGAAAUUCACACAAAUCUUUAUAACCGGGCACUCGGCGAUCUGACAAGUCACAUGGUGGUAGCCAACAACAUGGAAGAAUUCCAGAAGCAUUUGGAGAAGGGACAGAUUGUGCAGAUCCCAUUCUGUGGAGAAAUUGAAUGUGAAGAUUGGAUAAAGAAGAUAACAGCCAGGGAUCAAGAUCUGGAGCCAGGAGCACCUUCCAUGGGAGCCAAAAGCCUCUGUAUCCCCUUCAAACCUCUAAACGAGCUGCAGCCCGGCGCCAAGUGCGUCUGCGAGAAGAACGCGGCCAAAUUCUACACGCUAUUCGGCCGCAGUUAUUAGUGGACGUGACCCUAUGCCCACUGUAAUAAUCUCUUUAUUUUUAAUAACAAAGAAACAGACAAAAAAAAACAAACAAAAAAACAGAUAACAGGAGCCAUUUGUCGUGUAGUUCUACUGUUACCAUGGCUACACCGCUUUUCUUUUUUCUCGAAACAUCCUCAAUAAAGUAAACUAUGAGAUUA